UCGGUAUCCCCAAGAUCCAGAGUGUGAAUCUCCACAUAUUUUCAAGCUAUUGUGUCAAUUCCAGCCAUGACCACGUCCCGUAUUGUGGAGCUAGCUCGCAUAAUUGAGAAACAUACUUCAACCAUUGAUGCAGCUCUCACGGCCAGAGGUCUGCCCACCCCUUCCUUUGACCACAGCGCCUCUGUUGUCCUCCCACCCGACCUGACUCCCUCCUACGAUGCCGUCCUCGACGCCACUCAGGAGCUGCAUGACCUGCUUCUUUCACCCAUGGAUAUUAUCCAACGCAAGAGCUGUUACAACAACAUGGCAGGCAUGAAAGCGAUCUCUCAGUACAACAUUGCUAAUUGCUUCGUCCCUGGUGAGACAGUGAGCUACGAAAAGCUGUCUGAAUCUUGCGGUCUGGCAGUGAAGCCGCUGAAACACUUGCUUCGUCAUGCCAUGACACUGAGGAUCUUUACUGAGCCGACGAAGGGCAUGGUGGCGCAUACUGCGGCUUCCAAGCUUAUGCGAGAUCCUAAUUGUAUGGCAUGGUUGGAAACGGCAACUCAUGAUCUUUGGCCAUCUUGUGUUAAGCUCGUGGAUGGCCUUGUCGAAUGGCCGAAUUCGGAGGAACCACAGCAUUCGGGCUGGAAUCUAGCGCACAAUCUGAAAGAGCCGCUCUACGAAAGGCUCGCCAUGGACUCGAAACUUGCAGCACGCUUUGGGGCAUCCAUGUCCGCCAUGGGCUCCAACAAUCCCGCUCUGGCUAUCAGCCAUAUUGAACGAAGCCAUGAUUGGGAGUCUCUCGGAAACGGGCUUGUCGUAGAUGUUGGUGGUUCUCACGGCGCGGUGGCGGUUGAACUUGCAUCCAAACAUAAGAAUUUGCGUUUCAUCUCUCAGGAUCUUGAGGCAACAAUUGACAGUGCGCCACCUCUGCCCGAUACUGUAGCGGAUAGGGUAAAGCUCAUGGUUCAUGAUUUCUUCACUCCCCAACCUGUUGAGGCAGAUGCCUACAUCUUUCGCUGGAUUUUCCACAAUUGGUCCGACAAGUACGCGGCGCAGAUUCUGCAGGCUUUGAUUCCUGCAUUGAAGCCCGGAGCAAGGAUCCUUGUGCAAGACGGCGUAUUGCCUGAGCCUAGACAAAUCCCAAGUUGGAGGGAGAAAGACAUCAGGGACAUGGACCUCAGUAUGAACGUCUUAUUCAACGCAUGGGAAAGGGAUGUGGAUGAGUGGAAAGAACUUUUCCGCAGAGCGGAUGGGAGAUUCCGAUUCAUUGGUGUUACGCAGCCGCAGGGCUCCGCACUCGCUCUCAUCGAAGCGCGUUGGUCUGGAGGGGAUCCGGAAGAACUGGUCUAGAUCUCCGCCACGAUGUAGAUUGGAUGCGAGUAGAUGCUGUGACUACGUCGUUUAAUUCGCAACGAGUGUGCGAUUGGACUCCUGGGUUACGCACCUAUCGUCACACGUACCCUGAGUUAGGUGCACCGUGCAACAAUCAGCAAUACAUGCGCUGAAGAGCGGUGUGGAUAUACGGUUGCCUUAGAUAAAG
Westerdykella ornata is the source of this 1525-nucleotide messenger RNA. RefSeq names its product sterigmatocystin 8-O-methyltransferase. The record is from RefSeq and is a predicted model, not a curated record. Gene Ontology annotation, molecular function: O-methyltransferase activity. NCBI's taxonomy places the organism in Eukaryota, Fungi, Ascomycota, Dothideomycetes, Pleosporales, Sporormiaceae. The transcript is spliced from 4 exons. The coding region runs from base 67 to 1335 and encodes 422 amino acids.